GGUUUAGUGGUCGUCGGUUGGCUAUCGGAGUCCAAAUUCGGAAAUUCCAGUUGCUUUGGUUUGCCUGCCCUUUUUGGCUGGUUUUGUGUGAACCAGCGACCAGUCGACUACCGAAUCUACUCGCCAACAACCGAGUCGACCCAGCCAUGUCCGUGACAGGCGAUCUUGAUCAGGUCAGAAAGGAAGACCCUUUCCUCAUGCACUACCAGCCAUCAGACCUCCGUGUCGCAUCGGAGUUCUUGACGAGGUGGCGCCCCUUCCUCUCCAGAGAUCUCUGUCAUAUGUGCAAUCAAAUCUUCUCCGACCGCAUCCGUUCUCUCGACCCAGAAGUUGAUGGUGAAGCAGAAGCUUUGCAUUCAGAUAAGAGUUUAACAUCUUUGUCUCGUAAUGAUGAGGAAUCAGAAGAGACCAAAGAAAAUUCUGAGGAUAACUGUGACACACAUUCGCAAGGUAGUUGCAGAGAUGGGGAUGAUACUAAUUCAUUGGGUAGUGCGAAAGAUAGGGCAAAUGGGUGCUGUGAACCCCACUUGGAAGCUUCUAGUAGUGGGUUAACCUCAGUAUCACCUUUUGUUGACACAACCCUAAGUCCUCGAAUAUCUUGGGCUGACAUGGCACAGGAAGAUGAGCUUGAAGAAGAUGAAGAGGAAGAGUCUGAAUUGAAUAAGCGAGUGGUUAAUAUGAGUCCUUUAAGUGGAGACUUGACAGUGACGAAAGUUAUUGAAAAGCCUAAGCUUUCUAGGGAUCAGAGAGAGUACAUUCGAUUCAUGAAUGUGAAAAGGAAGAAAGAUUUUAUUUGCUUGGAGAGAGUUAAAGGGAAGAUUGUUAACAUUCUUCAGGGGCUUGAACUUCACAAUGGCGUUUUUAGUGCUGCAGAGCAGAAAAGAAUAGUUGAACAAAUUUAUGCCCUUGAGGAGAAGGGCAAAAGGGGGGAAUUGAAAGAGCGGACUUAUUCAACACCCAAGAAGUGGAUGAGGGGGAAAGGGGGUGUAACCAUGCAGUUUGGUUGUUGUUACAAUUAUGCCACUGAUAAAAUGGGCAACCCUCCAGGCAUUCUCCAAAAAGAAACAGUAGACCCUUUGCCUUCUCUCUUUAAGGUUAUCGUUAGAAGGUUGAUCAUGUGGCAUGUUCUUCCUCCAAGCUGUGUACCUGACAGUUGCAUUGUGAACAUCUAUGAAGAAGGGAAUUGCAUACCUCCUCACGUUGACAACCAUGAUUUUGUCCGACCCUUCUGCACUGUGUCAUUUCUUGGCGAGUGCAAUAUUGUAUUUGGGUCGAACUUAAAGAUUUUGGAUGCAGGAGAGUUUGCUGGCUCAAUUGCUAUUCCCCUUCCUGUGGGGUCUGUUCUUGUUUUAAAUGGAAAUGGGGCUGAUGUGGCCAAGCAUUGUGUUCCUGCAGUUUCCACAAAGAGAAUAUCAAUCACGUUCAGAAAAAUGGAUGAAUCAAAGAGGCCAAUUGGGUUUGUUCCAGAACCUGAUUUGCAAGGGAUUCGGCCAUUAUCAUAUGAAACAGAUGAAGUGAAGAGGUUUGAUUCUCCUAAGUCUGACAGCCGUAUUAAAAGGCAGCCUUUUAGAAGAGAGGGUGAGGUAAAAGGCAGAGGACAUUCUCAGAGAAGUUAUGCCCAAUCAGAGCCACAUUACUCGACUCGGACAAGACAAGGGCCUAUUUAUAAGGGAAGGUCUAGGAUGAAUCCUGACAACUGAUGAGAGCUAAUGAGUGUAUAAGUUCGGGGGAUACACUUGUUAUUGGCCCGUCUGUUCUUCAAUAUCCACGCAGCUAUGUUCGAUUGUGGAUCUGAAAUGGUAUUUGAAGCAAGUAUUUUCUUGUGAAGUUUCUCUCAACUAAUGUAGAGGGGUUAUUUUAUUUGUGUACAUGAUUAUAGGUGUGUCAAAGGUUUCAUAAUGACUGGUGAUGCAUAUGAGUAGAAGUUGGUUUCAGUUUGCCAAAAGGGGUAGCUAAGAAUGAUUUUUUGCUAUUUUUGCUGAAUUGUUGGUGGGUUCUUGUUUGAUUAGUGAUUAACGAGGUUAUACUGGCUUGAAUCACAGAUGGAACCCAAUUACUUUGAAUUCUGUAGCUUUAGACUGCUCGUCUGAUGGGUUUGUUUCUUGGAGAUGCUGAGCUGCACAUUGACUGUACCGGCAUGGUAUCCAUUUGCUGUAUCAUAUUGAGUUUUUCCACCCUUUUUCCUCAAAUUAUAUUUCUACUGUAAUAUUUGUGAAAAUUACAAGAACUUGAGUAUUCAUUGUUACAUUAUAAAUACAGGCUUCCCUUAUGAUUUUCUGAUCAA
This is a messenger RNA of Tripterygium wilfordii, 2284 nucleotides long. RefSeq names its product RNA demethylase ALKBH9B-like. NCBI's taxonomy places the organism in Eukaryota, Viridiplantae, Streptophyta, Magnoliopsida, Celastrales, Celastraceae. The record is from RefSeq and is a predicted model, not a curated record. Gene Ontology annotation, biological process: mRNA catabolic process. The coding region runs from base 147 to 1700 and encodes 517 amino acids. The transcript is spliced from 6 exons. Gene Ontology annotation, molecular function: mRNA binding; demethylase activity.